AAAGGGGGUGGGUCCUGUGACGUCAGCGAGUCCAAACCUACUGAAAGAAGCUAGGGGUCGGAGUCAGGCACGGAGCCGGGAGGGCCGGGACGGAGAUCCGCGCCAGGAGAGGACACAGCGGGAACCGGCCGGAGAGCCGGGGCCCCUCAGGCACCUGCUCGUUUGCCCAGUCGAUUGGCGCACGCAGAGCCACACGCAGGCCCCUGCCCGGCCUCAGUCCCUCCCCGGGCCCCCCAUGGCCCGGGCCGCAGCCCUCCCGCCGUCGAGAUCGUCUCCGACGCCUCGGUUGCUGCCGCUGCUGCUGCUGCUGCUGCCGCUCAGAGAAGCCGGAGCCCAGGAUGGGCAAGUUCAAAUGCCACCCGAGGUGCGGGGCCUGUUGGGGGACACGGUGAAGCUGCCAUGCCACCUACUGUCACAAGGCCCUAAAGUCAACGUCUCGCAGGUGACGUGGCAGCGCCUGGACCCAUCCGGGAAAACCCAGAGCGUGGCUGCCUUCCAUCCGUCCCAUGGUCUCAGCUUCCCCAGCCCACAGUUCAGCAGCGAGCGGCUGUCCUUCCUCGCCAUGGGGCUGGGGCCCGGGGCCCGGCCCAGCCCAGAAAUGCAGGACGCCACACUGGUCCUCCAGGGGCUGAGAGUGGAGGACGAGGGCAACUACUCCUGCGAGUUUGCUACCUUCCCCCAGGGCACCAGUCGUGGGGUGACCUGGCUUCGAGCCAUCGUCCAGCCCCACAACCAGGCGGAUGCGCAGGAGGUCACCGUCGGCUCCGAGCCGGUGCCCGUGGCCCGCUGUGUCUCCACUGGGGGCCGCCCGCCCGCCCGGAUCUCCUGGUUCUCACCCCUGAACGGAGAGGCCAGGGAGAGCGAGGUGCCCGGGCCCGCGGUCGGCACAGUCACGGUCACCAGCCGCUACACCUUGGUGCCCUCGAGCCAAGCAGAUGGUGCCAAGGUCACCUGCAAAGUGGAGCACGAGGCCUUCAAGGAGCCAAACCUGCUGCCCGUGACCCUCUCCGUGCACUAUCCCCCCGAGGUCUCCAUCUCUGGCUAUGAUGACAACUGGUACCUCGGCCGCACUGAAGUCACCCUGAACUGUGACGUCCGCAGCAACCCGGAGCCCACAGAAUACGUCUGGAGCACGACGUCAGGCGACUUGCCAGCCUCAGCAAAAGGCCAGGGCCCCGAGCUGAUCGUCUACUCGGUGGACAGACUGGCCAACACCACCUUCGUCUGCACCGUCAGCAACGCCCUGGGCAUGGGCCGCGCCGAGCAGGUGGUCCUCGUCCGAGAGUCCCCCAACACAGCAGGUGCAGGGGCCACGGGCGGCAUCAUCGGGGGCAUCAUCGCUGCCAUCAUUGCUACUGCUGUGAUUGCCACAGCCAUCCUCAUCUGCCGGCAGCAGCGGAAGGAACAGAGGUUGCAGGCGGCAGAGGAGGAGGAGGAGGACCUGGAGGGGCCUCCCUCGUACAAGCCGCCCACACCAAAGACAAAGCUGGAGGAGCCAGAGAUGCCCUCCCAGCUCUUCACUCUUGGGCCUUCGGAGCACAGCCCACUGAAGACCCCCUACUUCGAUGCUGGCAUCUCCAUCGCUGAGCAGAUAGGAACUCAGGAAAUGCCUCGGUACCAUGAGCUACCCACCUUAGAAGAGCGACCGGGGCCCUUGCUCCUGGGGGCCACAAGCCUGGGGUCCCCCAUCCUGGUGCCUCCAGGGCCGCCUGUUGCAAAGAGGAUUUCCUUGGACCUAGAAGAUGAGGAUGAUGAGGACGAAAACUACCUGGACAAGAUCAACCCCAUCUAUGAUGCCCUGUCCUACUCUAGCACCUCUGAUUCCUACCAGGGCAAAGGCUUUGUCAUGUCCCGGGCCAUGUAUGUGUGAGCCACCAUGGCCCUGGCCUCUCACCUCUCUGAUCCCUCAACUUGCUGCCAGGGGUCUUAGUGUCCCCUGACCUCUGACCCAGCCAGCCACACGCAUGUCAUCUGUGACUUCUACCUUGGUGGGUCCACUAUGACCUCUAGCCCAUGAUCUCUGACCCAGAGAAAAUGGCCAUGACAGUGGAAACCUGGCAACCUUAUCUCAUGUGUUGGAAAGGGUAGGGUAUGUAUCUGCACAACCUCUGACCCAAGCACUCCUAAGAUGGCAACCUUAGUUCACACCUCUCAUAUCCCAAAAUCUCCAGUCUCCUCCCAAAUCCUUUCAAAGACCCUAGCCUCUGAUUUGUCCUCAGGCAUUAAACUCCCAACAGCUCUGCUG
Molecule: messenger RNA, 2245 nt
Organism: Phyllostomus discolor (pale spear-nosed bat)
Lineage: Eukaryota; Metazoa; Chordata; Mammalia; Chiroptera; Phyllostomidae
Gene: NECTIN2
Product: nectin cell adhesion molecule 2
Exons: 9
Coding region: 236-1870 (544 amino acids)
Biological process (GO): positive regulation of immunoglobulin mediated immune response; acrosome assembly; regulation of viral entry into host cell
Cellular component (GO): apical junction complex; plasma membrane; extracellular exosome
Molecular function (GO): cell adhesion molecule binding
Source: RefSeq, a predicted model, not a curated record